Molecule: messenger RNA, 1390 nt
Organism: Thalassophryne amazonica
Lineage: Eukaryota; Metazoa; Chordata; Actinopteri; Batrachoidiformes; Batrachoididae
Gene: hoxd10a
Product: homeobox D10a
Exons: 3
Coding region: 205-1164 (319 amino acids)
Biological process (GO): regulation of transcription by RNA polymerase II
Cellular component (GO): nucleus
Molecular function (GO): DNA-binding transcription factor activity, RNA polymerase II-specific; RNA polymerase II cis-regulatory region sequence-specific DNA binding
Source: RefSeq, a predicted model, not a curated record
UAGGUGUCGCUGUUGGCCACGUCUGCAUCAGCGACGCGAGUCUGUGCGCAGGCAGAGGAGGCUGCGUCUCAAGGCCAUUUUCAAAUCUCAUUGGUGCGCACGUCAUGUGGUCUGGAGGCAUCCUGACUUCUGCGGAGAUUGUUUUUCCGUAGAUAUGUCAGCUUACAAAGGACAUCUCUCUCCUCCAUAGCAUCCCCCCAAAAAAUGUCCUUUCCCAGCAGCUCUCCCGCGGCCAACACAUUUUUAGUGGACUCUCUGAUUGGCGCGUGCAGGACGGACAGUUUUUACUCAAACAGCAGCAUGUACGUGCCAUCCGGAUCAGAAAUGGGAACUUAUGGAAUGCAAACCUGUGGACUCCUGCCGUCUUUCGGCAAAAGAGCCGCGGAGGUAAACCACCAAAACGUGGGCAUGAACGUGCACUCGUACGUCCCUCAAAUAGACACAUGGACCGAACCGAACCGACCCUGCAGAAUAGAGCAGAUGUCAAACUGUACAUUUUCACAGAGCAUAAAGGAAGAGAGUAACUGCUGCAUGUACUCCGACAAAAAAGACACCUAUCCAAACGUCAUCCCUGAGGUCGGUUCGGCGGAUGGUUCCGAGAUCCCGGUGCCGGGAUAUUUCAGACUGAGCCAAACUUACGCUAAGCAUCAGGAAAACUACAGCCAAGAGCCGCCGAGCCCGAACGCCACCCUCCUGCAGCUCAGCCGGGUCACCCCGAACCUUAACUUUGCAGAGAAGAAAUCCGAGGACGUCCCGCAGAACCCGGAAAUCUCAAGGACACCGGCGCCCGCAGAAAGCCCGGAGCCCAAAUCUGGCUCGGAGGAGAAACUGUGCUCCACGGAAGCGUCGGUAUCCAGUCCAGAGCAGCUUCAGAGGGAAGCCAAAGAAGAUUGUAAGAGCGACGCGCCGACGAGCAACUGGUUGACGGCGAAGAGCGGCCGGAAGAAGAGAUGCCCCUACACCAAACACCAGACCUUGGAGUUGGAGAAGGAGUUCCUCUUCAAUAUGUAUUUGACCCGAGAGCGCCGCCUAGAGAUCAGCAGGAGCGUCGACCUGACCGACAGGCAGGUCAAGAUCUGGUUUCAGAACCGCAGGAUGAAGCUGAAGAAGAUGAACCGAGAAAACCGCAUCCGUGAACUCACCUCCAACCUGACUUUCUCCUGAGGGUUUUUUUUUGUUUUGUUUUUUUUUUUUUUUUGGGACUUUGCUCUCCAAGCUGUGACUGAUUUCACUUCUCUCUGUGGCUCGUGUUUGAUUUCAGCACAGGGUAACACGUUGGUCUUAAAUUAUUGAACUAGUCUAUUUUUGUUUCCUCUGCCAGUUGUGUUUUAUUGCGUUUGAAGAUGGGACGUGUUGCUCUAGUUUGAAUUUAUUGUCGUAUCGUGAAAAA